UAACCGCGGAGCCGCUGCUUCUCCGCGGCGUCGAUGAGAGUCGGUUCUUCCAGAGCUUUGGGUCAGGAAAAAGCCAGGACUCCCACGGACGACUGCCGUCUUCCCUCUCCGUCCCGCGCAGCUCCUUGGUUUUCUCCUCCCUGCCUCCGCCGUUGAUCCUUGAAGCUGGGCCUCCGCCCGACCGCCAUGGCUCCCCGGAAGCGUAACAGUCGGGCGACCAAGACCAACUCGUUGCGGAGCCGAAAACUCGCCUCCUUCCUCAAGGACUUCGAUCGUGAAGUGCAAGUACGAAUGAAGCAGAUCGAGGCCGACCGGCAGAACCUCCUCAAGGAGGUGGACAACCUCUACAACAUCGAGAUCCUGCGGCUCCCCCGGGCGCUGCGCGACAUGAACUGGCUCGAGUACUUCGCCCUUGGAGGAAACAAGCAGGCCCUGGAAGAGGCAGCAACAGCUGAUGUGGAUAUCACAGAAAUAAACAAACUAACAGCAGAAGCUAUUCAGACACCUCUGAAAUCUUCUAGAAAACAGAAAGUAGUACAAGUGGAUGAAAUGAUAGCGGAGGAAGAAGAUGAAAAUAAACAUAAAAAUCUUCAAACUACCAGGGUCAAGAAGUGUCCACCAUCCAAGAAGAGAACCCAGUCCAUUCAAGGAAUAGGCAGAAGCAAAAGGUCAAGCUAUAACAACACUGUAACCCCAGCUGUGGGCAGACUAGAGUUAUCUAUGGUGAAACCAACCCCACUCCUGACACCCAGGUUUGACUCUAGGGUCUUCAAGACCCCGGGCCUCCGCACUCCAGCAGCCAGAGAACAGAUUUACCACAUCUCGGCCAAUGGCAGCCCUCUUGCUGACAGCAAAGAAAUCUCCCUCACUGUGCCAGUGGCUGGUGGUGCGAGUAUGCGGUUAUUGGCCAGUGACUUGCAAAAGAUGGAUAUUACAGAGCUGGAUCCAGAGGCCAUAGGAAACAUUAAGAAGCUCUCAAACCGACUCUACCAAAUCUGCAACAACCUGGGGACCCACCGAUGAGAAGACAGCAGAGCCGGAGGGUGCAAAGUGACACCCAGCAGCAGAACGUCCUCCUCCUACUGAGAAAGUUCGAAAUGAGUCUUGGGCUCUUUCACCUGCUUUGCCCAGUAGUUCUGUCAAGUUGCUCUGGAAGUGCUUCAUUUUUAUCCCUCCUCGGCAAUGAGCAAAAAUUGCCCUGGAGGGCAGCUUCCCUGCCUGCACCUCUGUCUGUAGUCUAGGGUCUUACGGGACUGAGUUGUCUGGUGUGGUGGCCCCUCCCAGGCCUGUGGACUGCAGAGCACCUCUCCUGUGGGGAGCACUUCUCCUUGGGAAACACUGGGCCUGGUGAUCUCAGUUCUGUAUUUUUAAUUCAGUCCUGUACAAUUUGAGUUGUUUUCAAGUUCUAUCUUUAUGAGACUUUUAUACAUAGUUUUUCUGAGUAAUGUUGUAUACUGAAAGAUACCUAGU
Dipodomys ordii (Ord's kangaroo rat) is the source of this 1470-nucleotide messenger RNA. It is a transcript of the gene Cdca8, whose product is annotated as cell division cycle associated 8. Bases 187 to 1023 code for a protein of 278 amino acids. The record is from RefSeq and is a predicted model, not a curated record. The transcript has 10 exons. Gene Ontology annotation, cellular component: chromosome passenger complex; chromosome, centromeric region; spindle midzone. Lineage: Eukaryota; Metazoa; Chordata; Mammalia; Rodentia; Heteromyidae. Gene Ontology annotation, biological process: mitotic sister chromatid segregation.